Arabidopsis lyrata subsp. lyrata is the source of this 402-nucleotide messenger RNA. RefSeq lists its product as uncharacterized. The coding region runs from base 1 to 402 and encodes 133 amino acids. The record is from RefSeq and is a predicted model, not a curated record. The transcript has 2 exons. NCBI's taxonomy places the organism in Eukaryota, Viridiplantae, Streptophyta, Magnoliopsida, Brassicales, Brassicaceae.
AUGCAUUGUGAGCUUGUCGAGGUAGUUGUUGAAGCCGCGCUGUUGAAUAAAGUUUGCUGGUUAGAUGUGUCUGGAAAGUUCGACACAAAAGACCUGUCUCUAGGGAUAAAAUACGAGGUGGUUUUCGUGGUUAAGCUAGAGGAUACAGCUUACGGAUGGGAUUGGGCACCGGUUAAGCUGAAAUUGGUCAUGCCCAGUAAUAGCGAGACACCUCAAGAGCAUAGUGUGAGCUUUGAGGAACACAUUGGGAAGCAAUGGAUAGAUAUUCCCGCCGGUGAGUUCAUAAUGUCUAAGGAGAAUGCAGGAGAGAUCAGUUUCUCAUUGUAUGAACAUGAAGCCAAUAUGUGGAGGUCAGGGCUUAUAGUCAAAGGCGUUUUAAUUCGUCCUAAAUACCAAGUCUAA